Messenger RNA from Olea europaea var. sylvestris, 1237 nucleotides. Its product is annotated as major facilitator superfamily domain-containing protein 12-like. The transcript is spliced from 9 exons. The coding region runs from base 24 to 962 and encodes 312 amino acids. Gene Ontology annotation, biological process: carbohydrate transport. Gene Ontology annotation, cellular component: membrane. The record is from RefSeq and is a predicted model, not a curated record. Gene Ontology annotation, molecular function: symporter activity. NCBI's taxonomy places the organism in Eukaryota, Viridiplantae, Streptophyta, Magnoliopsida, Lamiales, Oleaceae.
UAUCCUGCUUAUGUUGUAGGUCAAUGGUGAAUUGCAUCACGCUGAAUUCUACGAGCAGAGUAGUCUUGACUAGCUGCCGCAAUGCUUUUACCAUGGUCGCCAACCUUAGCCUAUAUGCAGUUGCUUUUGUGGUAUUUAAGAUCAGCUCAUCAGUGACUGUUAUCGAUGUUGAGAAUCAGUAUCGCUGGAUAGCAUAUUUGUCAAUCUUCAUUGGAUGCUGUUUUGUGUGUGUAUUUCAUCUUGGGACUCGAGAGCCAAGAUUGAAGAAAGAAGCUCAUGCAAAUAGUUAUGCUAGAAUUUCAUGGGCUUACUGGUUUAAGAAAAUUCUGUACCACCAAGUUGCACUUGUUUAUGUACUCACUAGACUAGUGACAAAUGUUUCACAGACAUUUCUUGCUUUCUACGUCAUCAAUGAUCUGCAAAUGGCACAGUCAUCAAAAGCUUUGGUUCCUGCAAUCAUCUAUAUCUGCAGCUUCAUUGUAUCGAUCUUCCUACAGGAGAUUGGGUGGACCGGUCGACGGUUAAAGGCUUUCUAUUCUGUUGGAGGACUUCUAUGGAUAAUUUGUGGUUUGGGAAUAUUCUUCCUGCCAAGAAGCAUGAAUUCUAUAGUAUAUGCUUUGUCGGUAGUGAUUGGAGCAGCAAAUUCAUUGAUGAUGGUGACUGCAGUAAGCAUGCAGAGUUUUCUAGUUGGUAGAGAUCUCAAUGGCUGUGCCUUCGUUUAUGGGUCGUUGAGCUUUCUCGACAAAAUAUCAUGUGGGUUGGCAUUGUGUGCUCUCGAGUCUUACCAGAGUUCUACUCCAGGGCUGCAGUACUGCAGUCCAUUAUAUUUUUGUUUUUCUGUGACAAGAUUUGGAUUAGGUCUUGUUCCAGCCAUUUGUGCACUUGUUGGGGUGCUGGUGACAUUCAGCAUGGAGCUCCAUGCACCAGCUUUAAAUCCUUCACUGGAACCUUUACUGGCAUAGGUUAGAAGAAUGAAUCAUACUACUUUUAUUUCAAUGUUGAAUCUACAUCUGUAUUCUUCUCUUUCGUCUGUUGUAUUUGUUCCUCUUUUGCAGUCUCUAGUUAGCAUCACGAAAGAAAAAUAAUAGCCUUGAAAAUAUUUUAAACAAAUUAAAUCUUGCUCUUGACAAACUUAGGAGAGUUACAUGAUUUCCUUUUUGUUAUUUGGUUCAAUUCAUCCUAUCCAAUGUAAUUAGACAAUUUUGCAACCAGGAUAGGCUUUCUAUCUUGUUGGGAA